AUGGAAUCAGAAGCAUCAUCGAGCCCUUCACAUGUGCUCCCAUCUGCAUCCCAAAUUUCUGAGUCAUUGCUUGAACUACACAGGCAGCUUCCUUCUACCGGACUCGGCCUUGAUGCUGCCAAACAACAUCUGACGAAAGACGUAGCUCCUGCCCUCAAUGCGAACAGCCAAUCCUCCCGCUACUAUGGCUUUGUGACUGGAGGCGCAACUCCUGCUGCCGUCUUCGCCGACAACAUGGUUACCGAGUACGAUCAGAACGUCCAAGUACAUUUGCCCAAUGAGACUAUAGCCACGGAUGUCGAAGCUGCAGCCCUGGACAUGGUGUGCGACUUGGUUGACCUAGACCCUAAGGCGUGGAACCACAGAACCUUUACUACUGGCGCUACUGCAAGCAACGUUCUCGGCCUUGCUUGUGCUCGCGAGCAUAUCAUCAAGACUGCGGCGGCGCGCAAUGGUGUUACCGCAGAUGUUUCGUCUCAAGGUCUUUUUGGUGCUAUGCAAGCUGCUGGCAUCAACAAGAUUCAGAUCCUGACUACUAUGCCUCAUAGCUCGCUCAGGAAAGCAGCAUCAAUACUUGGUCUUGGACACUCUAGUGUGAGAGAUAUGGGCAACCAUGCAGCUCACGCACCGCAUCGAUUUAAUCUACAUGCUCUGGAGUUAGCAUUACAGGAGAGCCAAAACACUGCUUCGAUCAUCUCGAUAUCUUGCUCUGAAGUUAACAGCGGCCUGUUUGCUACCGAAGCGGAUGACAUGCUUGCUUUGCGUAAACUGGCUGAUCAAUACGAUGCUUGGUUACACGUAGAUGCAGCAUUCGGUCUUCUCGUUCGAAUCCUCCCAUCCAAACCAGAAUACGAACUUCUGAAACGCGGUGUGAGCAACCUCGAACUCGCAGACUCGAUAGCUGCAGACGCACACAAGCUCUUCAAUGUGCCCUAUGAUUGCGGUAUCUUUCUCUCGCGUCAUUUGGAUCUUGCCACGGCUGUAUUUCAAAACCCGGGUGCACCAUAUCUGAAUGCUGCUGCCGGUAGUGUACCUUCGCCACUCAAUAUCGGCAUUGAGAACUCGAGACGAUUUAGAGCACUGCCAGUAUAUGCGAAUAUGGUCGCAUAUGGCCAACAAGGAUUUGUCGAUAUGCUUGAGCGACAAAUUAAACUUGCUCGUACGAUUGCUGCAUAUAUGCAUGCAAGUGAUGCUUACCAACUCUUGCCUCCUUUGGAGCAGCAAGACGAUGCCACCUACCCGAGUAUCUUCAUGAUUGUCCUGUUCAGAGCGGUGGACACCGACCUAAACGUAACAUUGGUACGGAGGAUCAAUGCCACGAGAAAAAUUUACGUAUCAGGGACAUCUUGGCAAUCAGAGCCAGCAUGUAGAUUCGCCAUCUCGAACUGGAGGUCCAGCGUUGAAGAAGACUGGGAUGUGAUCAAAGAGGUUCUGAACGAUGUAGCUGGUGGCAAGAUGCUUGAAUUAACCCCUCCUCGGUCGUGGUUCAAUCAGCAAAUACAAUCUCGCGUUCCAUCAUCUCCAUCUGGUGUUUGUGUCGCGCCUUGUUCAAUCUCCUGUCUCAUCAACGCACCUAAGCUCUCCACCACCAACCCUCUCUGUUACCGUGUCUCAUCUCGCGUGUCUUAG
Aureobasidium musti is the source of this 1629-nucleotide messenger RNA. NCBI's taxonomy places the organism in Eukaryota, Fungi, Ascomycota, Dothideomycetes, Dothideales, Saccotheciaceae. The record is from the annotation of a GenBank genome assembly.